Messenger RNA from Sander lucioperca (pikeperch), 1450 nucleotides. Its product is annotated as myeloid-associated differentiation marker homolog. NCBI's taxonomy places the organism in Eukaryota, Metazoa, Chordata, Actinopteri, Perciformes, Percidae. The transcript has 2 exons. The coding region runs from base 269 to 1117 and encodes 282 amino acids. The record is from RefSeq and is a predicted model, not a curated record. Gene Ontology annotation, cellular component: membrane.
GGGGGAUGCAUUCUGCUGUGAGGUAUUGGUGGAUGAGAGCAGUGGAUGCGUGCGCCUCCAUGUACGCGCGGUGUUCCAGGAACUUUAAGCUUAUGACAAAAAAAUAAAAGACAACUCCGAGCCAAGAAAUCGAAUAUGUGACAAACACCGGCAGAGUGUGUGACAAGCAACCAACACAAGAUCCCACAUUCAGCAUUAAAGACUCCUCUUAACCCUCGCUGGACUACAGAAGACACUUUCAACUCCUGUCUGAUUGUGACAUCCCAUAAUGCCACUGAUUGUGUUUCCCACCUCCCAGCUGCUAUGGGUGCGUGUAGCUGCCCUGCUGUUCACCUGCGUGGCGUUCAGUGUGGCAGCACAUGGAGCCCAGCUGCACCACGGAGGCAUGGCUGACUGGUGCAUCUUCUGCUGGGCGUUCAGCUUCGCCUGUACCCUGCUGGUCCUGCUGGUGGAGCAGUUCGGCCUCCAGGCCCGAGUUCCGGUGUCCUGGUCUAAUUUCCCCAUCACUAUCGCCUGCUACGCCUCCCUCCUCUGCCUCUCUGCCUCUAUCAUCUUCCCAGUUUUUUUCCUUAAGGACCAGCGGUUCUACGGUGAUUCUCGUGACUAUCGCAUCGCCUCCACCGUCUUCUCCUGCCUGGCAGCGGUAGCAUACAUGGGGGAGGUGAGUUUGACUAAAGCGAGGCCAGGAGAGGUGGCAGGUUACAUGGCUACGGCUCCCGGUCUUAUGAAGGUGUGCCAGACCUUUGUGGCCUGUAUUAUCUUCAUCCUGGUCAGCGACCCUGUAACGUAUGACCACCAUGCAGCGCUUAAGUGGUGCAUGGCUGUGUACUGCAUCUGCUUCAUCCUCUCCAUGGCCGUGGUGGUGCUGUGUGUGGGUGAGUGCACCGGCUGUCUCCCCAUCCCCUUCUCCAAGUUCCUGUCAGCUUACGGGCUCCUGGCGGUGAUCAUGUACUUGACGGCUACCAUCCUGUGGCCCGUGUUUCAGUUUGACAAACAGUACCACAGAGGCCAAGCGUCGUCAAAACUGAUCGCUGCGGCGGUGCUCACUGCUCUCAACUUCCUGCUUUACGUCGCUGACCUGGCCUACACUGCCAGACUAGUGUUUGUCAGUGUCUGAGAAGAAAAGAGAUGAAGGAGGGAGACACACUGAGAGCUGAACAGAAAUAAAGAUGCUUAGAGCUUGAUCCUGACAAAAAAAUACCUUUUGGUGUCCAAUUGUAAAAUGUUAAAAUGAGACAUCUUGUUAAUAUGAGAAAAUCCCAAACUCACUUAUAGUAUGUAUGUGCAUGUUUUCUGUUAUCUCCAAUGGCAUCAUUUUUUAUAACAUGAACACUGUAAACGUGGGAUUUCACAUGAUGAUAUGACAAAAACCAAGUUAUCUGUUAAUGCUGUUAAAACCCAUUGAAGUCAACACUGGAACACAGGUGAACAUCAGAAGAGAAGUUUUUAA